AUGGCACCUUACGAAGCUUUUUAUGGUCGCAAAUAUCGCUCGCCUUUAUGUUGGACUGAAGUGGGCGAAAGGAAGUUGAUUGGUCUAGAAUUGGUUACAGAAACUGAGGACAAAAUUCGAUUAAUUCAAGAAAGAUUGAAGGCAGGUUCUGAUAGACAGAAGUCAUAUGCCGAUUUGAAGCGCAAGGACAUUGAGUUCAAUGUGGGGGAUUUCGUUUUCCUUAAAUAUCAAUCCGAUCCCUCGCAUAUUGUUCCAGUUGAGGAGAUUGAGGUUAGACCGGAUUUAUCAUUUGAAGAGGAACUGGUUCAAAUAUUAGAACGUGAGACCAAAGUGCUAAGAUGA
Molecule: messenger RNA, 342 nt
Organism: Gossypium arboreum
Lineage: Eukaryota; Viridiplantae; Streptophyta; Magnoliopsida; Malvales; Malvaceae
Exons: 2
Coding region: 1-342 (113 amino acids)
Source: RefSeq, a predicted model, not a curated record